AUGGCUCAAGCGGUUGAAGAAUGGUACAAGCAGAUGCCCGUUAUCACGCGCUCAUAUCUCACCGCUGCAGUUGUCACCACCAUCGGAUGCUCCCUUGAUAUAAUUUCUCCUUAUCAUUUGUACUUGAACCCUAGAUUGGUGGUGAAGCAAUAUCAGUUUUGGCGUCUGGUUACGAAUUUCUUAUACUUCCGUAAAAUGGACUUGGAUUUCCUGUUUCAUAUGUUUUUUCUUGCACGUUACUGCAAGCUUCUCGAAGAGAACUCGUUCAGAGGGAGGACUGCUGAUUUCUUUUACAUGCUUUUAUUUGGUGCCACUGUAUUGACUGGAAUUGUUCUUCUUGGGGGGAUGAUACCUUAUUUAUCAGAGUCGUUCGCAAAAAUAAUAUUCCUUAGCAACUCAUUGACAUUUAUGAUGGUUUACGUGUGGAGCAAACAGAAUCCCUUUAUUCAUAUGAGCUUCCUGGGCCUGUUUACUUUCACUGCUGCCUACCUUCCAUGGGUUCUGUUGGGUUUCUCUGUACUCGUUGGUGCUAGUGCUUGGGUGGAUCUACUGGGAAUGAUAGCUGGUCAUGCAUAUUACUUUCUUGAAGAUGUUUAUCCUCGGAUGACUGGUCGCAGGCCACUAAAAACACCAUCAUUCAUCAAAGCACUAUUUGCAGACGACCCUGUUGUUGUGGCACGGCCUGCCAAUGUCAGAUUUGCCCCCCUUCCAGUUGAUGAUCGUCACCAAGAUUGA
This is a messenger RNA of Sphenostylis stenocarpa, 735 nucleotides long. The record is from the annotation of a GenBank genome assembly. Lineage: Eukaryota; Viridiplantae; Streptophyta; Magnoliopsida; Fabales; Fabaceae.